AUGUCACCAUUCUCAAGAUAUUUCUUCAAUAGACGAUGGACCCUUUUCACAGGGCAUCGCUUCCACAGUUAUAGACCCUUACGCAACAGAUUACUGUUAACUGUACCCUCUUCGUCUUUAUUACUCUAUAGCAAGAGAAUCAUACUUAAUGAAACACUCACACCGGAUGAUAAGGGCGAUACGUAUGAGAUGGGGCUAUAUUUUGCAUCUCAGCAGGAUUUAGCACGCAGAGCUUUGCAAGAACGUGAACGUCAAUUAGAGGGAGCAUCGCCAUUGAAGACAAUCCUAUUGAAAAUUAUCUCCCAUCUGAAUGAUAACCUCCUAGAACCAAUACGAACAGUACUGAGAUUUGUUCAGAUUUCUUUACUCUUCAUACCAAUAAUACUUUCAUUCCCUGUGACUUUAUUACCAGUACGGCAAAGCUAUCAAAUUUGGUUCAAAUUCAUAAGAGUCGUGCUGGAACUAUGUGGGCCCAGCUUUAUCAAAUUGGGGCAGUGGACCGCUUCUAGGACAGACAUUUUCCCCGUUGAUCUUUGUAUUGAACUAUCCAAAUUACAUAGUAACGUGCGGCCUCAUAGUUUUACGUAUACAGAAUCGAUAAUCAAGGAAAUGUUUCCGGGGGAAUUGGAACUUCAUGAUAUAUUUGAAGAAUUCAAUACUAAAUCCAUUGGCUGUGGUGCAAUUGCUCAAGUGUAUGUGGCAAAGUUUAAUGAAGAUUUUGUAGUACAACAUAAUUUGAAUUUACAAAAUAAAUGGUAUGCCAUUAAAGUGAUUCAUCCACAUGUCAGAAAUCAAAUCAAGAGAGAUUUAAAAAUUAUGAGUUUCUUUGCUAAUUUUAUUGAUAAGAUACCGACGAUGGAAUGGUUGUCAUUACCUGUAGAAGUUGAAAAUUUCGAAAUCCUAAUGAAUCUUCAAUUAGAUCUACGUAUAGAAUCUUCGAAUUUGAAGAGAUUCAAUGAAAAUUUUAAGCACUCCAACCAGAUUAAAUUCCCAGAGCCUCUGCUAGACCUAUGUAACAAAGAUAUUCUCUGUGAAGAAUAUUUAAAUGGGAUACCAAUGGGUAAAUUACUACAAAUAAAGGAUACUUUGAAUGAGAUGAAUAAGGCACAAAGUAACUAUGAUGACAGGUUACUAUCUCAGCGUAUUAGCAGGCCGUUUAUUGAUGCAUUUUUGAAGAUGUUAAUUCUUGACGAUUUUAUUCAUGCAGAUUUACACCCAGGUAAUGUAAUGGUCAGGUUUAUUAGGACGAAUAAAUAUGGCACGGAGAUAACAUCUAAUGAAGAAGAGAUAUUUGCUAUUGUACAAUCUUUAAAAGACAUUAGAGAUGAUAGUACAGAAUUUAAUGAACGUAUCGUUAAAAUGAUGGAAGAGUAUAAACCCCAAAUAUGUUUCAUUGACACUGGACUUGUUACCGAGUUAAAUUUCCAAAAUCGAUUAAAUUUCAUUGAUCUUUUCAAUUCGUUAGCCAUGUUUGAUGGCUACAGAGCAGGUGAAUUGAUGAUUGAAAGAUCUAGAACCCCUGAAAGUGCCAUCAACAAGGAAUUAUUUUCCCGUAAAGUUGAGAGAUUGGUGAAUAGAGUCAAAGAAAAGACGUUUACUUUAGGAUCCGUAUCAAUUGGUGAUCUGUUGAAUCAAAUGUUAUCAAUGGUUCGGUCACAUCACGUUAGAAUGGAGGGAGAUUUUGUCUCAGUAGUGAUUGCUAUAUUAUUAUUGGAAGGUAUAGGAAGGCAAUUGGAUCCAGAUUUGGAUCUUUUUGAAAGUUCUUUACCGUUAUUGAGAGAAUUUGCAAUAAAAAGAGAAAAUGCAGGUCUUUUACAAAAUGCCAAUAUCUUAAGUAUGCUCAAAUUAUGGUUUACGUUUGAGAUUCGGAAGUUAAUGAAUCUUUCCAUCAGACAAACGUACGCAUUGGUUAAGAUGGAUCAAUUAUGCCCUAAUUAUUAG
Messenger RNA from Kazachstania africana CBS 2517, 1941 nucleotides. RefSeq names its product Cqd1p (gene CQD1). Gene Ontology annotation, molecular function: ATP binding; protein kinase activity. Gene Ontology annotation, biological process: protein phosphorylation. The record is from RefSeq and is a predicted model, not a curated record. Gene Ontology annotation, cellular component: mitochondrion. Bases 1 to 1941 code for a protein of 646 amino acids. The transcript has a single exon. Lineage: Eukaryota; Fungi; Ascomycota; Saccharomycetes; Saccharomycetales; Saccharomycetaceae.